GUCCUGACCUGCAAGAAGCGGCGCGGUAUUCGGCGAGUCCGCCAAGCAGCGCGGACCCCCGACACCCCGGGAGCAAUUGCCUCCAGUCUUGCGACCGCGAAUCAGCUGUCCGCGUCCAAGUGCGCCAAGUGCGUCUCUCCGGGAGGGAACCUUCUCCUCUCGCUGCGACGACAACCCCCAGGGACCCGGGGACCACCGGGACUCGUCUACCGCCGACUGGCAGCUUCGACGAGGAUACUGCAAUGAAGAUGCUGCCAUCGAAGUCUUGGAGCCGAAGUACAACGCUAGGUGCCUGGCUCAUCUUGUUGCCGGUGCUGAGGCCGGCGGGGGUGAGCGGGCACGGCCGCCUCAUGGACCCUCCGGCGCGCAACAGCAUGUGGAGGUUCGGCUUCCCCAACCCCGUCAACUACAACGACAACGAGCUGUUCUGCGGCGGGUACGCAGUGCAGUGGGAGCAGAACCAGGGGCGGUGCGGCGUGUGCGGGGACCCCUUCCACUUCAAGACGCCGCGGCCGCACGAGGCCGGCGGCCAGUACGCCAAGGGCAUCAUCAGCAGGCACUACGUCUCCGGCCAGGAAAUGGAUGUUGAAGUGGAUCUGACGGCAAACCACUGGGGUAGGUUUGAAAUGUACCUCUGCCCGAACAACAACCCCAAAUACGAAGCAACACAGGACUGCUUUGACAGGUUCCCUCUGUACGUCUCCGGGAGCAACGACGUGAGGUUCGAGAUUCCUCUGGAGACGGAGAAGAAGGCCAUAUUCCGCUACAGGGUGCGGCUGCCUCCCUACAUCACCUGCAGCCAGUGCGUGAUCCAGUGGACCUACUUCACAGGCAACAUGUGGGGCACGUGCGCCAACGGCACGGAGGCGGUGGGCUGCGGCCGGCCGGAGACGUUCCGAAACUGCGCGGACGUGAGCAUCGUGACCAGCACGGCUGGAGUCCCGCCGCAGUUCGUGGGCGGCCAGGACAACCCCUUCCUGCUCUACUACCGCGACUUCCGCUCGCAGCUCGUCUCGCCGCUCGUCAUCAGGUCGCAGAUAUGUGUGCCGACGGCGUUCUACAAGAGGCUGCCCGGAAUGGACCAAUGGUGUCAGACCAACUGCCUGCGGUACCCUCCGAACUGCAGCCCUUCUGUGUGCACUUGCCCGGAGCUGUGCGACGCGGUGGGGGAGCUGCGGGGAAGGGACGGCGCGGACCGGUACUGCCAGGACAAGUGCAUCGUGUACCCCUCGCAGUGCCCCACCGACCGCUGCUCCUGCUACUGACCCGCUCCGUCUCCCAGCCAACCAGAACCACUCUGCGCCGCCGGCUGUGGUAGGCCACUCCUGCUGCAGUUCACCAACAGCAACUGCAAAAAAAAAUAUAUGAAACGAAAAUGCCUCAAGCUUCCUGUUUCUCAAAAAAAAAUUUUAAGCUUCGAGAACUGCAUUUUUGGUUCGAUAUGUCCCAAAAUAAAAUAUAGAUGUGAUUAUGAAAAUAUUAAAACAACUUACCACUUC
Molecule: messenger RNA, 1499 nt
Organism: Bacillus rossius redtenbacheri
Lineage: Eukaryota; Metazoa; Arthropoda; Insecta; Phasmatodea; Bacillidae
Exons: 9
Coding region: 243-1265 (340 amino acids)
Source: RefSeq, a predicted model, not a curated record